Sparassis crispa is the source of this 1590-nucleotide messenger RNA. RefSeq lists its product as hypothetical. The coding region runs from base 1 to 1590 and encodes 529 amino acids. The transcript is spliced from 2 exons. The record is from RefSeq and is a predicted model, not a curated record. NCBI's taxonomy places the organism in Eukaryota, Fungi, Basidiomycota, Agaricomycetes, Polyporales, Sparassidaceae.
AUGCAUCGCUGUUUCCUCAUUCCAGAGAUCGUCUCUCUCAUCAUCGACACGGGUCCGCCAGGUAGCCCUCAGGAUACUUCUAGUCUCGCUAGGCUCGCAAGGACAAGCCGCGUAUUUCACAAUGUCUCCCUCGAUGUGCUCUGGUACGGUCAAUUCGGUCUCGCCAAUCUCAUCAAAUGUAUGCCUGCCGACUUGUGGACAGAGGAUGAUGGCAAAUUGUCAUUUACUAGGCCAUUGCUUGCUAGCGAUUUGGAGCGUUUCGAUUAUUAUGCGCACCGUAUACGGGCUUUGACUUUGUCUCGUUACGAAAAAAUUCCUUCACCUUGGAUAUCUCCAAACGUGACCGUUGGAUCAAAUGUUUUCAAAGCGUUAAGCCUCUUCCGAUUAUCCACUCCGCCUCUUCCCAACAUCACUCAACUUGGAUGGUCUGGAGGGAGCGCUUUCACGUACUGUAUCAUGUUCUUAGGGCCCAAACUUAACCUUCUGCAAGUUACAUCCACCAGGCCCAUCACCGCCCCAGCUCUCGCGUCCGUAUUAUCGCAUCUUAGGUAUCUUGCAGCGCCUCUGCAGUCCAUCUAUCUCAAUUUUCAGGACUGGUCGAACGAUUAUUCCAAACCGCUGGAGCAAAUCGCAGACUUCCCGGAUUUACGUACCUUUUCCUACACUUCAGGUGAACCACUCUCUGUGGAAAUCUUCGCUAUCCUAGGCCAGAUGCCUCAUCUCGAGAAUCUUGAACUGUGCCUUAAAACAAUUCCUCAGCCGUUAUACCCCCUUCCCGGGCCAGGUUCCCCACACUAUUUCCCAUUCACAGCACUCAAGGAAUUCUCACUAUCUACCUCCAGCAUCACCGUUUGCGUCACUGUGGUGAGUGCGCUGUCUCUCAGGAACAUCCGAAGCGUAUCCUUUGAUGUCCUCCAUGCCGCUUCCGUCGGGCAAUUAUUGGAAGUCGUCCAUGACCAUUGUUCUUGGGAAUCGCUCGAGAGCAUCCUCAUACAUACCAGUUUUAACGCCCGUAAGGGGCAUCCUUCCGACGAAGUUGUUGCACAAGCGUCUCUCCGAUCGUUAUACGACUUUCACAAGAUGAAAAAUCUCACGAUAAUGACGGAUAGCCCUCUAGAAAUGGAUAAUAGCGACUUGCAGGAUAUGGCAUCGUCAUGGCCUCAUCUGGAGGAGCUGUGUCUAAUCUACAAUCCGCUCGUGACUUCAUGGGAGCAGCACUCUGCCAUCACGCUGCAGGGCCUCGUCCCGUUGGUGAAGCAGUGUCCAACGCUCUCUGUGCUAUCCCUUCCGAUAGCCUUCACGGUUGGAGAUGGCUACACGCGGCUGAGGCCUGGGGGUGGACACUCGAACGACCGCGUCACACAGUUGCACUGUGGUGGCCGUUGCACUGCUGGCCCUGCACAAAUAGCGUCCUUCUUGUCCGAUCUCUUUCCUAACCUGCAGGAGAUUGCUGGAUACUACCCCGGAGAGUUGAAUGAUCCGAAAAAUCCUUGGCGGGAGAUCGAGGAAUACCUCCCUGGUUUUGCAGCCAUCCGGAAACAAGAGAGAAUCUCUCUUGAGGCACAAGGGAAGGUCGAAGAUGUCGUCUGA